Manihot esculenta (cassava) is the source of this 2380-nucleotide messenger RNA. RefSeq names its product polyadenylate-binding protein 4-like. Gene Ontology annotation, molecular function: mRNA 3'-UTR binding; poly(U) RNA binding; poly(A) binding. NCBI's taxonomy places the organism in Eukaryota, Viridiplantae, Streptophyta, Magnoliopsida, Malpighiales, Euphorbiaceae. The record is from RefSeq and is a predicted model, not a curated record. Gene Ontology annotation, cellular component: ribonucleoprotein complex; nucleus; cytosol. Bases 267 to 2060 code for a protein of 597 amino acids. The transcript is spliced from 8 exons.
CAACUGGGAACACUUUGCAUCAUCUGAAAGCGAGUAUCUGAGUUUCUGCUACUUUAAGCGAGUAGCCGCUCACACCUGCAAAAAAAAAAAACACAUGUGCACACAGAGAGCUCACCGUUAUAACAAACAAAAUUUCCCUCCUCUCUCUCUCUCUAUCUCUCUCUCUUUCGUUUUUUUGGAAGCUCUCUCUGUCUCUUCAGAAGGCAAAAGCACUUCCCUCUCCUGCCUCCUCUCUCUGUUUUUGUGCUUUGAGACCAAGAAAAUCAAUGGCGGCGACACCGUUACUGAAGCCACCGGUGGACCUGCAAUACAGUUUGUCGCUGUACGUGGGUGAUUUGGACCCAGAAGUCACAGAAAUGGACCUGAGAACUGCUUUUUGCUCCGUGUGUCCCAUUUACACCCUUCGCCUCUGUCGCUGCGCUUACACCGGAAAGUCUCUUUGUUACGGCUACGUCAACUUUUACUCUCACAACCAAGCAUCUGAAGCUCUGCGUAAAUUAAAUCAUAUGUACUUGAAGGGAAAACCCAUGAGGUUAAUGUGGUGUCAGAGGGACCCUUACGCAAGAAAGAGUGGCACUGGCAAUCUUUUUGUGAAGAAUCUAGACUUUUCUAUUGAUAGUGCUCGUUUGGAGAGCAUGUUCUGCAAGUUUGGGACUAUACUUUCUUGCAAGGUGGUUGAAGAAUAUGGCAAGAGCAAGGGUUUUGGGUUUGUCCAGUUUGAUUCAGAGAAUUCUGCCUUGGCUGCUCGAACUGCUCUUCAUGAUACUAUGCUUGAAGGAAAGAAACUGUAUGUAUCCAAAUUUAUCAAGAGAAGUGAGAGGGCAGCAACCACGCUCUAUGAAGAAUCAAACUUUACAAAUCUUUAUGUUAAAAAUCUGUCUGAUAAUGUGACGGAGGAUACCCUUCAUAACAUGUUUUCUGAAUUCGGCAAGGUUUGUAAUGUUGUCAUCAUGAAGGAUCAUGAUGGGACUUCAAGAGGUUUUGGAUUUGUCAAUUUCCAUUCACCACAAGGUGCUAAGAAAGCUGUUGAUGCUUUAAAUGGUUCUUUACUAGGUUCUAGGACUUUAUUUGUGGGAAGAGCCCAAAAGAAAGCUGAGAGAAUAAAGAUAUUACAACAUGCACACAAGGAUACUUUUGACAACCAUAGUGAGAAGUUGAAGUCAAAUGUGUAUGUGAAGAAUCUUGAUUUUCGCAUUGAUGACAACAAAUUACGAAACAUGUUCAGUACUUGUGGAAGGAUAGUUUCAGCAAAGGUGAUGAGGUAUGAUAAUGGGGUGAGUAGAAGAUUUGGAUUUGUGUGUUUCUCAAGUCCUGAAGAAGCAAAGAAAGCUCUGCACACUUUCAAUGGAAUCAUGUUUGAGGGGAAGCCCCUCUACGUGGCAAUAGCUCAAUGUAGAAAAGAUCGACGCCUGGAACUGGAGAAGUAUAUUGCCACAUGCCAACCUCAGUCUUUAUAUCCUUCUAGCAGCAAUGUUAUUGCACCUCCAAUUGGCUCUCUUUAUUACAAUUUCUCUACUGUACAUCCAGCAAUCCCUUUCCUUCAGCAUCCUUUCUCAUACCAAAAUUUUGGUGCAAAUAUGGGAGUCCAGUAUCCUUUGGGAGCAGAGAAUUACCAGCAACAGUUUUAUUUUCGAUUGGGACAAAUGCACCAAAGCACUCAGAACCUCUCAACCCAGGUCUGCCAACCACAUUCUGGAAGACAUGCUAUCUCAAAUCUUCGUGAUCGAGAUCUGAACUAUGGGUAUGCUGGGAUUCAAAGUUAUGGCCCCACAAAAAGGUGGAACAAAAAAGGUGGAGCUGCAGGAAGUACUUCCAGAGGAUCACAAGCUACCACCGGUUUUGCUGCAGCGGAAUCUAAUGAUAAGUCCAAGAAAGACAAUUAUCAGCAACCCUUGGUUGAGAAUAUUGAGUGUGCAGGGAAGAUGAAUGAAAUGAUGGUGAAUGCUUUUCAAGUUGGCAGGGCAGCUCAAGUGCUGAAGGAGGCUAAUACUUUGAAGAGUGGAGAUAUUGGUGGAAUGUGCCCCAAGUCUCCCAAGUCUGCUUGCUGUCUGAGGUUCUAGAGUUGGUGACAUUGCCAGUUUUUAACAUUCUCAACACUACUUCAGAGUGUUUGUUAGGUGUUGGUGCCUUUUGUAAUAACCUACAAUUUCAAUAUGUUUACUAAUUUCCUUUUUUUUUUUGUCUCUAAAGAAAUGUUCUCUGCGUACUUUGUAAAUCUUUACUAGGAAAGACCAACAUCAGUUUUGUCAUAUAGAAUAUGGGAUUUUAUGUUUUUAUGACCAUAUCUUUUUUUCGUCCCACUUCUAACUUAUGUUUGGCUGCGGUGCGGAAAAAUAACACUUGAGAAAAUUUGAAGUGUGCCUGUUUUCUUGGAGCUGAA